AUGAAAACCAAGAAAAAAGUAAAACACUCACGUAGCUUGUCCAAAAGAAGGGGCGAUGGAAGUUUCAGGAAAAUAGAACAAGCCCCUGAUGUAUUGAAUCAAAGGAGUUUAAGUGUGCAUUUUCAGCCACCACAAGAAUGUGCGGCACAUAGAAAUCAGAGGUGGGUUCAUUUGCCAUUGACGAUAUACGAAGCUUUGAGGGAGUUCAGCUGUUUAUUUCCUUGUCGUUCGUCGUGUUUUUCGACGAACGAAAAGGAAAAGGAAGAGAAAAUUAACGGAUCUAAGUGUGCUUUUGCUAGAUGGCUAGUUGCAUUACAAAAUGGGGAAGCAGAAAAAAAUAGAGACAUUGAGUUUGUGGUAGCUAAUAAUGGGGAAGAAGAAGAAAAGGAGAGAAUUGAGGAAAUGAAAAGUAGAAUGAGGAGUUCGAGAAGGCAUGUGUUUGAAGAUAUUGAGUUUAAGGAUAUUGAGACUAAUGUAAAAAAGAAGGAAUUAGGAGUACGAGAGGAAGAAGAGAAAGCCAGAGUUAGCAUUUGCGUUCCGCCUAAGAAUGCUUUGCUUUUAAUGAGAUGUCGAUCUGAUCCUAUGAAAAUGGCCGAUCUUACCAAUAAAUUCUGGGAAUCACCUGCUCGAAAAGUAAAUAAUGAAAAAGAAGAAAUUGGAGAAAAUGAGCAGGUGGAAAAAGAACUAGCAGAUGCAGAGAAAUUUGAGUUGAAUAAUGAGCUUGAAGUGAUUGACAAAGGGUGCGAAGAGACGGAGGAAACCAGUGAUUCAGUAAAUCUUGUGGAAAAUGAAGAGAUCUCAGAAUCAGUGGAGAUUAUGGAAAUGGAGAUAGCAAGUAGUAAAGACGAAGAAAAGCUCAAGCGCAUCGAAUUAGAGCCAGAAACAGAGCAAGAAGAUGAAGAAGAGAAAAACUCUAGCGAAUCCAGAGAAGAUACAUCGGAAGCAACAGAAGAAGAAGACGAAACAUUCAAUUCUACUAUAAAUAAAGAAAUCGAAGAAACACUAUUGUCGGGACACAUUGACGAAGAUGAAGAAGAAGAAAUAGCAACAAAAUCUGAUGGAGAAAUUGCGGCCACAGAAAAGAAUGAAGUCGAAAAAGGAGAUAUAAUUAAAUCAGUUCUACCAGAUUGCUUGCUAAUGAUGAUGUACGAACCAAAAUUAUCAAUGGAGGUAUCCAAAGAAACAUGGGUACACAGCACUGACUUCAUUUUACCAGAGAGAGAAAAACAAGCCAAAUCAGUGAAGAAAAGGAUUAGCAUCGAAUCUAAACCUCCGCACCCAGCGUCGGAUAACAGGAGCGAUCAACAGCUGCUGGUACCGCCGAGGUCUUCGUGUUGCCUGCCGGCGGCCGGCGUUCCGCCGAUGUCCAUGGCGACGAUGAUAGAACAGAAACUGGUGAAAGCAAUGGCUUACGAGCCGUUCGUGUUGACGAGAUGCAAGUCCGAGCCGAUGAGGACGGCGGCGGCUAAGGUUGCGCCGGAGAGUUGUUUCUGGAAGAAUAGGAAGUUUGAGCCGCAUCGGCCCGCUACGUACGGAGUCGGGUUUUGA
This is a messenger RNA of Nicotiana tabacum (common tobacco), 1548 nucleotides long. RefSeq lists its product as uncharacterized. The record is from RefSeq and is a predicted model, not a curated record. Lineage: Eukaryota; Viridiplantae; Streptophyta; Magnoliopsida; Solanales; Solanaceae.